Messenger RNA from Microplitis mediator, 3991 nucleotides. RefSeq names its product kinesin-like protein KIF14 (gene neb). The transcript is spliced from 11 exons. The coding region runs from base 335 to 3904 and encodes 1189 amino acids. Gene Ontology annotation, biological process: microtubule-based movement. The record is from RefSeq and is a predicted model, not a curated record. Gene Ontology annotation, molecular function: ATP binding; ATP hydrolysis activity; microtubule binding. Lineage: Eukaryota; Metazoa; Arthropoda; Insecta; Hymenoptera; Braconidae. Gene Ontology annotation, cellular component: kinesin complex; microtubule.
AAUAUUUUAACGAGUUUUUGGUAGAAAAUUGUCCUGUGAUGGUGUCUAAUGAAAAAUUAUUCCCGCCAAGUAUACAGAAGUACAUCUUUGCACGAUAAUUAAUUAUUUUUGUUGGUAAAAUUAAUAAUGUUAUUUAUUCGGACGAGAGUUUUUACGUUUUAAAUAUUUAUUGAGAACGUAGACCUCGUCUCGGAAGCUGUUUAAACUUGGCCGCCUCAGAUUAAGGUUAAACAUUGGACCUAAGGCGUUUUGUUUUAUUUUUAAAUAUUUUGCAUGGUUUUUAAAUCGCAUUUUAAUUAACUAAGUGCUUAUUGAUUAAUCACGAACUUUUAUAAUGGCGGAUAAAAAAAAUUACGGGUCUUGCAAUGCUAUUUUUUCGACCUAUCCUAUUUUUUUCAACAAAGAAAAUAAUCCGCCAGCAAAAAUGCUACAUGGUAAGAGCAGCCAGGAGCUGGACAAAAUAGCGAUGGACAAAUCAAAGCUUAAUAAAAAGAAGUCAACGUCAGUUGAGACAGUGACACCUAAGAAGACUGAUUUAUCAUCACAAGGAAGAAUUAAUAGCAGCCCUGCGUUGAGCAGAUCCAAGUCAGCGAUGGCACUGAAGCAGGAAAAGUUGAAAAAGGCCUCGUCUGAUGACAAACUGAAGACUCCUAAGUCACGGGGUUAUCAUAUGCCGACUGAAAAGUCUCCGGUUACACAUUUUUGUACGGGUAAACCGCCGAGUAUGAAAACUGAUGGCACGCCAUUCAGGACACCUAGCAAAAAGUAUAUUAGUGAACAUUCAUUGAUGCAAUCAACGCCAGAUUGUUUUGGUUCUGUGCAAUUUGAAACACCACGUGGUAAAAGUGAUGUUGCUACUGAUGAACCCACACUUUAUGAAGGAGAGACUAGUAAUUUAACUGUUGGUAUUAGAGUUAGACCAAUGAAUUCCAAAGAAUUAAGUGAUCCGAAAGUAAUGUCAAUUGUCAAAGUAAGAGGCACAAAUGUGACAGUUGAUUGCGACGCAUCGCAGCACACAUUUGUAUAUGACCACUGUUUUGUGUCAUAUGCAAAUACCGCGAGGACAAAUCAUGCCAGUCAAGAGACUGUGUUUAAUAGCAUGGUAUCACCACUAGUACAAAAUGCCUUUGAGGGCUACAACGUCUGUCUGUUUGCCUACGGACAGACUGGAUCAGGAAAGAGCUACAGUAUGAUGGGCGAAUCAACUCUCUCUAAUGAUCUGGAACCAUCAGAAGACGCGGGAAUAAUUCCAAGAUUUUGUUACGAAUUAUUUUCACUGGCUGCUCGUAACAAAAACUAUGCACCGAGCAUAGAGAUCAGUUACUUUGAAAUUUACAAUGAAAAGAUCCAUGAUCUUCUGGCGACCAAUUCUACAAACAAUGGGAAUAAACGCGCGCCUUUAAAAGUCCGCGAGCACCCGGUGUUUGGACCCUACGUCGUGGAUCUAAGUCAGCACACCGUUCAGAGCUACGAAGAUCUGCAGACGUGGCUCAAAGUUGGCAACUCACAGAGAGCUACCGCUGCCACGGGGAUGAACGAAAAGAGUUCAAGAUCACACAGUAUAUUUAGUAUUAUAAUGACCCAGGGACAGAAAUCCGAGUCCUCGAGUGUUUCCAGAUCUGCUGAAUCUAGUCGUCGUAGUAAAAUAAAUCUUGUGGAUCUUGCUGGGAGUGAGCGAUUGAGUCAAACUUGUGCCAGCGGUGAUAGACUGAGGGAAGGAGUAUCAAUAAAUAAAUCAUUAUUGAUCUUAGGAAAAGUAAUUGCAUCACUUGCCGAAAAUACUAGCAACCGGAAGCGUGGAUUUGUGCCGUAUCGAGAGUCGGUAUUGACCUGGCUAUUGAAGGAGAGCCUUGGGGGUAAUUCUAAAACGGCAAUGCUGGCUACCGUUUCUCCCAGCAGCACACAUUUGGAAGAAACAUUAGCGACCCUUCGCUAUGCAUGUCAAGCUAGAUCUAUUGUAAACCGCGUACGGAUUAACGAAGAUCCGCAUGACAAACUGAUAAGGCAACUUAAAGCCGAAGUACUAAGACUGCGUGGCGUUAGAGAAAAUUAUGAGCGCCAAUUAGGACCGCGGAGACUAAUAGAAAAUGGGGACUCGGGUAAUGAUAAUUUAGAGAUACAGAAAAAACAACUGGAAAUUCAGCAACUGAGGGACCAAUUGAAGCGCACGGAAGAGCAGCUCGCUUCCAAUCAAAAGUCAUGGAAAGAGAAAUUACAGGAAGCUGAAGAACGUAAAAAAUCUGAAAUAAAUUAUCUACGACACUGUGGAAUAGCCAUUGAAUUAGACUACAAGGAAAUAAAAUCAACUCCUUGUUUGGUCAAUCUUGCAGCAGAUCCUAUGCUGUCCGGUACGCUGCUGUAUCUUAUUCCCGCGGGAAAAGUGCGUAUUGGACGGCAGGGCAAGCAGAUUGAUUCCAUGGACAUUGUCCUGGAUGGACCACUAGUUGCUCCAUUUCACUGUACAAUUGAAAAUAACAAGGGGAUUUUAAGUUUGAUGCCGGAGUCUAAUGGCGAUACUUAUGUUAAUGGACAGCUGGUGUGCGACAAAGUUUGCUUGAAGCAUGGAGACCGUUUAGUCAUAGGCGGCAAUCAUUACUUCAAAGUUUGCAAUUCAAAUGACGAGAAUUCAAACGCACAAGCUAACGGCCAACCCAUUGAUUAUGAAUAUGCGCAUCAAGAAAUACUGGCAAUACAAGAGGAAAAAUUGAGAGCUGAGCUGGAAGAAUCGAAGCGCAAAGCGGUAAAAGAACUGGAAAAUGCAAAGAAAGAAGUUGAAAUGCAGUUAGGAUCCCAGAAAACGUCAUACGAGCGUGAGAUUAAAAUGCUCGGGAUGACGUUGGAGCAACAGAAACUCGCUUUGGAAGAAGUUAACAAAAAGAAGCGGCAGUUGGAGGUCGAGAAGGAAAUGCUUACGUACCAAAUACAGGAAAAUAAAACACGGGAAGUUAAAGAGUCGAUGAUAAAUGUCGAGCCUUAUGAGUCAAAUUUCUUGCAAGAGCUGGAAAAAAUUUUAAACGAAGCGACCGCUGAUGCUGAAAUUGCGCUGACUAUCGCUGCUAGCAAUGAAGUUAUCGCAGAAGGCGGUAUUACGUUACACGAAAUGCAACUUUUAGUUAGAGAAGCUACUCAGCGUUGUCGUGAUAUUGGUAUUAAUUAUGAAUUUUCGCAGUCACGCGUGAUUUCAGAGAAAGGACUGCAGCCAGUCAUAAGAAUUAGAGAUCGUGAUCGUAUGUUAGAGACUCUGUGGCAACCGGAAAACUUUCUAGACUGGGUAAGACGACUUCGUGAUUUCGACAACGAAGAUACAAUAAAAGAAUUAAUUGAUAAUGACGGUACUAGCUGGGAAAUGUUCGAUGAAAGUGAAAUGCCUGAAGAUUCUUUGGACACUAGCCGCAUAUCUGUUAAUCUUACUCCAGUUAAAAAGCAAUUAAAUGAAAGUUUACAUCAAUUGUCGAUGAAUGGCUCGUUUUUAGACGGCACGAUAGACAAAACAACGGACUCGGUCGUGCAAAGAAGAUACGACGAUAUGGAUGCGUGUCUUUUACAGAUAGAAGUCGCUGCUAAGACCCUCGGAAAGUUGUGUCACCAGUACGAGAGUCGGGAGACCAGUGGCGAGGUCACCAAAUCACUAGAUAAAGUCCGUAAUGUUGUAUCUGCUUUGAGAGAAACGUUAAAUUCAUCACACAAGACCAGUGAUAGUACAAAUAUUGAAAGUUCCAUCAGUACUGUCAUUGAAAACUCUGUUACUUCCGUAAACCAAAGUAAAAACGACCAUGAAAAUGAUCAUCAAAAUCAAUCUAAAAAAACUGAUGAUAAAAUAAUUUCAUCACCAAACAAAUCAUUCCGCGCAUGCCCUUUUUUACAAGACAACAAUUCAAAAUCCGUGAGAUUUAAUGUUAAAUAAUAAGAUAUUUUUUUUAAAUAUCUGCCUUGAUCCCGAAGUUACCAGACAUUCAAAAAUUUUUAGAUUUUUUUUUUAACAAAUAAAUUU